UACCCCAGAAUAUAUUUCACUAUGGAGAUUGUAGUAUCGAAAAACAAAGGAGACCGUUUUCUAAGAAAUAAUGUUGCUCUGAAACAGAAUGAACAGAAUGAAAAACCAACGAAAGCUUUAUUCAAGAAAAGUGGCUUAAAGUUAUGGACGGAGUUAAAAAUAAAGUGGAAAAAUCAGAACAAAAACAAACCUUUUCGUAUUUUAGUUGUUGGAUCCCACAACGUUGGAAAGUCGGCUAUUCUUGUCCGUUUUCUCACUCGCCGCUUUAUUGGGGAAUACAUGUCCGGCGGCGAUGGGUCAUACAAUUUCAACACCGCCUCGGGCCGUCUGGUAACUUUUCUGGACACAAGCUCGUCAUCAACCGAAAAUCCGGUGCUGGCUAGCAAUGAGAUUUGCCGCAGUGACGGCAUAAUAGUCGUUUAUGACGUUGGCGACCCAUCUUCGUUCCGUUAUGCGGUUGAUUGCAUGCAUACGAUAAGGGCAAAUUCAAACAAUGAAGGCGAAGCAGAAAAGCCAAUACUUCUGAUUGGAAACAAGACAGAUCUAGAAAAACGACGAAAAGUAUCGUCUCACAAAGGCAUCGAGAAAACCUGCUUACUGGUGGGCCCCAACGAAUAUGAAGAAGUGUCGGCAGCCGAAGACACAGGGGCAGUAUCUCGGUGCAUGGAAAAGCUCAUCAAGAAAAUCGAAUUAAAAGAAAAUCGACAAAAUAAGAAAAACAAUGAGACUGACGCAACCAAAAAGCGGUUUAGUUGCCAACCAGUUCGAAGCAUCAGUUUGCUUGAGUUGAGUAAAAAUCGAGCACUCAGCCUACCAGAUAUUGUUUAAUAUCUUGUUCCGACGUUCUGCUUCAUAUCCGUUGUUUAUUCACGUUGUGGUUCAAUUGUUAACACGUCUGGCUGUAGCGGUAUAUAGACCUGCAGGUGCGAGACGUUACCCUGCUACCACUAUGGGCGUAGAAUAGGCAAGACGCUACGGUGGCUCCAACCCAGUAGUAGCUUAUGGGUUGUAUUUUCAUGUGUUGCCUCAAUUGUCAAAAAAAGUAAAAUCACAAAAAAAUAACAAAUGUCAUCGUCCCUCCAAGUAGGGAUAAAGCAAGUUACAUUCCUUUAUCUUAUUAUGUUUUGUUUCGUAUAUAUAAAUAUUGUUAUUCUUGUUUCUUCGUAUACAUUACUAUUGUUAUUGUUUUUUCGUAUUUAUGAAUAUUUUUAUUGUUGUUUUUUGUAAGUAUGAUUAUUUUUAAUAUUGUUGCGCUCCUUUAGC
Molecule: messenger RNA, 1263 nt
Organism: Ciona intestinalis (vase tunicate)
Lineage: Eukaryota; Metazoa; Chordata; Ascidiacea; Phlebobranchia; Cionidae
Source: RefSeq, a predicted model, not a curated record